This is a messenger RNA of Osmia lignaria (orchard mason bee), 2711 nucleotides long. RefSeq names its product trypsin. Gene Ontology annotation, molecular function: serine-type endopeptidase activity. The record is from RefSeq and is a predicted model, not a curated record. Gene Ontology annotation, biological process: proteolysis. Lineage: Eukaryota; Metazoa; Arthropoda; Insecta; Hymenoptera; Megachilidae.
GUUAGUUAAUUAUGUAACUUCAUGAGCUAAUACGUUUUGCCCUAUCGACUUUCGAAAGGAUAAUACGUAUUUAUUCAAAUUUGUGUCCUUUCGUUUGCUUGAACACGAUCAUCCCUUAUAGCUUGGAACUGGUUUUUCUAAGAAAUAUUUUUAUAUUUAAAAAUAAACAAGUUUUUUGCUAAUACAUUGUUCACUACCGGAAAGUAUCAUUGUUCAAGCUUAAUAAAUUAAGAGAAAAACGCAUAUCAAAGUAAAUACGCGAAAAAUAAUAAUACAUAAUUGUCCGGAAAAACCCUGUUCGAUAAUGAAACAUUGAUUUGGAUUUUUGUAAUGUGUCAAAUGUUUAUCGACCAGUGGAUAAACAAAUGGAAUUGCUGAAUUCAUCUCUGUAAUCAUCGUUAAACGACCGUCAAAAGAUGAGAACUUGACACGUUAUGAAAGCAUACAUUUUUACUAUUAAAUAUCCUACUUCUGACGCAAAUGAUCUUUCUCUUUUUAUAUUCAGUAUUUUAAUCAUCGAGCAGCGAAAGAUCAUUUGGACUGGUUACGUAUACAGAGGAAAUAAUAAAGCGGCGGAGGGCACCCUCCUCCGUUUCGUGAGAGCAAAGCAAGGGUGGAAAUUCUAAGAAUUUCAGAGUGGGGAUACUACUUAUUCGAUUCCUGUUCAACUAAUUUAUUCAGCGAAUAAUUGAAUAACUUAAAUCCCCACUGUGUAUACUUGUUCCCACCAUCUGACUGUUGUAUACUUGCUGUUACCCUUGAACUUGGGCAGAAAAAUUAUUGCCCGGUGGGGCAACGUGGAGUGCUGAGUUAUAGUAAUGGCAUUUCGAGUUACUCUUCUUACAAUAUUUAUAUUACUUAACAUAACUUUGGCGUUACCCGCGAAAAAUUCAGGAAAUUCAAAGAAGAAAAAAGUUAAUCCGCCGAAAUUAAGUGACAAUAUUGAAAACAAUCCAUUCCUUCAAGAGGACAACACAACUGUACCACCAGAUUAUCAAAGGAAUCCUUUCUUGUCAAAUAUUUUACAACCAAAGUUAUCAUUGCCUAACAAUGUCAGUCAAGAAAACAAAUUUGCAAACAACAAGUCAUCUAAGGCAACUGAAACUAGUAGUAUCAAUAUUGCUAUUUAUAUCAAUAAUCCUUUCUUACAAGGUGGAUCUAGUGUAAAUUAUUCUAUUAAUGCAAUUCCUUUAAAUAAUUCAGAUGUUAAUACAGUUAUACCAAAAGAUAAGUUAUUAGUGGAUGAGAUUCCAAGUGAAACAAAUUCAUAUACAGAUAUCAGAACAAAGUCAGAGAUCAAAUGCGAAGAAUAUGGAAGACAAUUUUUGAGUACAACAGAAAUAUUGACUUUGGUGGGUUCUAAUGCAGAAGUGAUCAAAAUAAGUAACAAGAAAUGUAUGAACGCAAAUCGACUUGUUGUUGGAGGUGUUGACGCUUCUCGCGGUGAAUUUCCUCACAUGGUUGCUCUAGGUACAAGAACCACAGAAGGAACAUUUAGUUUCUCUUGUGGUGGUACUCUUAUUGCUCCAGAAUGGAUACUUACUGCAGCACACUGCACUUAUGGACCAAAAAGUCCAACAGAUGUUCGUGUUGGAUUUCACAAUUUGAAAGAUGAUAAACAUGGUAUUACAACCACAAUUAACAAGAUAAUGCGUCACCCAAGUUAUAGACCUCCUGCAAUGUAUGCCGAUAUUGCUCUUAUAAAAUUAAAUACCAAUGUUACAUUUAGUAAAGAAAUAAGACCUGCCUGUUUAUAUCAACAAUAUGAUACUGUACCUCCUCAAGCAUGGGUCAGUGGCUGGGGUGUAACUGAAUUUGGUGGAGAGGAGCAAAGUGACACACUGCAAAAGGCUCUUCUUGAUAUUGUUGAUAACAUAGCCUGUGCAAUAAGACAUAAUCAGUCAAUAGCAGUACCAUAUGGGAUUACACCAAGUAUGAUCUGUGCAGGAGAUCGUCGUGAUGGUUGGACCAAAGACACUUGUCAAGGAGAUUCUGGAGGCCCAUUACAAAUAAUUCAUCCUCAAAAUUUCUGCCUGUUUCAAGUAUUAGGUAUCACCAGCUUUGGGCAAGGUUGCGCGGUUGUUGAUACACCUGGAGUGUAUACAAGGGUCUCCCAUUAUCUUAACUGGAUCGAGGACAUCGUAUGGACGUAACUUUAACUGUAUAAUAUCAAUGUACACCUCGCUUUGCAAAGAUAAAAAACUUUAUUUUUCCAGUGAUUGAUUCGACUGAUGUAAACAUGGAAAGUUCAAAAUAUUUAAUAAUGUUACUUAACAAUGUAAGUUGAACGUGACAUACCUUUUUAGACGCUGAUAUAGCUGUUGUGACGUGUAUAUACAUGUUUAGUAUAAUUAAGUGAUAUUGUAAAUUUGAAAACUUGAUGUGAUUUUUACAUUGAUAUUAAGUUAUUCGAACUAUGCAAAACGUGAAUUGGAUGUAAUAUUGUAUUUUUGUAGUGAUAUAGUCUGACUAGAAGAUUUUUAAAUCUGUAAGAGUGAUUUCACCAUGACUGUAAAAAAUAAUGCUGAUAUUGCCGUUUCUUGGCGUUAGAAUUAUACUCAAGAUAUUUUUGUAUCGUGAAUAGUUUUCCAUGUAAGACCGUCUCCAUAUGGACCAUGAUUUGAUGGAAAAAAUACAUGCCACCAACUUCUAUAAAAAGAAUGAUGAUACUAUGUUAAUUUUACAAUAUUAAAAGAUUCCCAUUAAUAAUA